GAGCCCGACGCGGGGCUCGAACUCACGGACCGUGAGAUCAUGACCUGAGCUGAAAUCAAGAGUCAAAUGCUUAACCAACUGACUUCCACCAGGAAUCCCAGGCCCACCUGACACCAUGCCCUCCCCGGGGACCGUGUGCAGCCUGCUGCUCUUCAGCAUGCUGUGGGCAGACUUGGCCAUGGCAGGCUCCAGCUUCCUGAGCCCCGAACACCAGAAAGUACAGAGAAAGGAAUCCAAGAAGCCACCAGCCAAACUGCAGCCCCGAGCUCUGGAAGGCUUGAUCCACCCAGAAGACACAAGUCAAGUGGAAGGGGCAGAGGAUGAACUAGAAAUCCGGUUCAACGCCCCUUUUGAUGUUGGAAUCAAGCUGUCAGGGGCUCAGUACCACCAGCAUGGCCAGGCGCUGGGGAAGUUUCUUCAGGACGUCCUUUGGGAAGAGGCCGAUGAGGUCCUGGCAGAUGAGUGAUCAUCCACUAGAACGACCCACUUGCCUUCCUCCCAACCUGACAGCGCCCACCUGGCUUUUAAACUGUUUCUGCAACAACAUCCAGUUCUGAGUGGUACUAGCUUAAGAAGUGAAUAAACAUUCAUGCUGUAUGCCG
Molecule: messenger RNA, 602 nt
Organism: Felis catus (domestic cat)
Lineage: Eukaryota; Metazoa; Chordata; Mammalia; Carnivora; Felidae
Gene: GHRL
Product: ghrelin and obestatin prepropeptide
Biological process (GO): positive regulation of growth hormone secretion; negative regulation of inflammatory response; gastric acid secretion
Cellular component (GO): extracellular region
Molecular function (GO): growth hormone-releasing hormone activity; ghrelin receptor binding
Source: RefSeq, marked provisional